AUGAAGGACGAACAAACCUGGGUCGCCGACGAGGCCCAGAACUCCGAUAGCGUUGUCAUCGAUGGCGGCAUUUCGCUCUCCCCCGAUGCGCAGCUGCAGCGGGGCCUCAAGAGCCGACACAUCCAGUUUCUGGCCCUGGGUGGCGCUAUCGGAACGGGCCUGUUCGUCGGAUCUGGCCUGAUCCUUUCUCUGACGGGGCCCGCGCCGCUCUGGCUGGGCUACCUGUCCAUGAUGCUUGUCGUCUGGAUCAUCAUGAACGUCAUAGCCGAGCUAGCUUGCUACCUUCCACUUAAGGGAAUUACACUUCCCUAUUUUACCGAGCGCUUCGUCGACAAGAGCUUGGCCUUUGCCCUGGGUUGGAACUACUGGUAUGCGUAUGCCAUCCUCUUGGCGGCUGAGGCGUCGGCAGGCGCCAUCUUGCUCAAUUAUUGGGACUCGCCCGUCCCAAGCGGCGUCUGGAUUACGCUCAUCAUGGUUGUCUGCCUCGCCCUGAAUAUCAUCGCCGUCGAGGUGUUUGGCGAGGCCGAGUUUUGGUUCGCCAGCAUAAAAUUCAUCACUAUCAUCGGCCUAAUCAUCAUGGGCAUUGUGAUCAUGGCUGGUGGCGCGCCAAAUCACCAGGCAAUUGGCUUCACCUAUUGGAACGAUCCCGGUGCUUUCAAGGAAUACAUGUCGACGGGGUCGACCGGUAGGUUCCUCGCCUACUGGACUGCAUUCAUUCGCGCAGGCUUCAGUUUCGUCACUUCGCCCGAGCUUGUCGGACUCGCGGCUGGCGAAACCGUUGCCCCACGCCGCAACCUCCCAAAAGCCGCCCGUCGGUUUCUCUAUCGCCUCGCCGUCUUCUACGGCGUAAGCAGCUUGAUCCUCGGCGCCCUUGUGCCGUCGACCGACCCAAAUUUGCUCAACCCCGAGUCGAACGCAAACGCCAGCCCCUGGGUCAUCGGCAUACAGCGCGCGGGUAUCCAUGGAUUUAACCACGUCAUCAACGCGGCAAUCUUGACGUCGGCGUGGUCGGCGGGGAACGCCUUUCUGUACUCGGGUUCGCGCGUUCUGUUUAGCAUGGCAGCAACGGGGCAGGCUCCUCGGAUUUUUACCAAGACGACGCGGCGCGGCGUGCCAUACAUGGCAGUGUUAGCCACCUGGGCUGUCGGCCUGCUCGCGUACCUGAACGUGUCCGAGAAUGGCGCGCAGGUGUUCGCCUGGUUCAUGAAUGUCUCGACAAUUUCGGGCUUUAUCGGGUGGAUCGUUGUCAUGAUCACCUACCUCCGGUUCAGAGCCGCCCUGUCUUAUAACGGCCUGCUGGACACACUGCCAUUCAAGACGUUUGGGCAGCCGUACGCGACAUGGUUCAACCUGCUGAUCGUGUCGUUACUUACCCUCACCAACGGCUUCCAGGUCUUUGUAGCCGGCAAGUGGAACUACAAGGACUUCCUGGCAGCGUACAUCACGUUGCCCGCUUUUCUGGUUUUGUACAUCGGCCACAAGCUUUGGUCGAGGACUUAUUUCCAAUUUGCCAAGCCGGUGCAAGAUAUUGAUGUCGUCACGGGGAAGAAGGAGAUGGAUGAGCUUUGUGCUAACGAUGUGCCGCCGGUGCCGAAGAACUUCUUGCAAAAGAUAUGGUUUUGGAUUGCGUAG
Messenger RNA from Canariomyces notabilis, 1632 nucleotides. RefSeq lists its product as uncharacterized. Gene Ontology annotation, molecular function: amino acid transmembrane transporter activity. NCBI's taxonomy places the organism in Eukaryota, Fungi, Ascomycota, Sordariomycetes, Sordariales, Chaetomiaceae. The coding region runs from base 1 to 1632 and encodes 543 amino acids. Gene Ontology annotation, cellular component: membrane. The transcript has 8 exons. The record is from RefSeq and is a predicted model, not a curated record. Gene Ontology annotation, biological process: amino acid transmembrane transport.